AUGGUCAGUUGCAUUGUUGUCUUGUCUGGACCCAAACACCCCCGUACGCACACCCACACCCCCGUACGCACACCCACACCCCUGUACGCACACCCACACCCCCGUACGCACACCCACACCCCCGUACGCACACCCACACCCCCGUACGCACACCCACACCCCCGUUCGCACACCCACACCCCGUACGCACACCCACACCCCCAUACGCACACCCCGUACGCACACCCACACCCCGUACGCACACCCACACCCCGUACGCACACCCACACCCCGUACGCACACCCACACCCCGUACGCACACCCACACCCCCGUAUGCACACCCACACCCCCGUACGCACACCCACACCCCGUACCUACACCCCGUACGCACACCCACACCCCCCGUACGCACACCCACACCCCGUACGCACACCCACACCCCCAUACGCACACCCACACCCCCGUAUGCACACCCACACCCCCGUCGCACACCCCCCGUACGCACACCCACACCCCCGUACGCACACCCACACCCCGUACGCACACCCACACCCCCAUACGCACACCCACACCCACAAUAA
Oncorhynchus nerka (sockeye salmon) is the source of this 561-nucleotide messenger RNA. RefSeq lists its product as uncharacterized. The transcript has a single exon. The record is from RefSeq and is a predicted model, not a curated record. Lineage: Eukaryota; Metazoa; Chordata; Actinopteri; Salmoniformes; Salmonidae. Bases 1 to 561 code for a protein of 186 amino acids.